Ruditapes philippinarum (Manila clam) is the source of this 3364-nucleotide messenger RNA. Its product is annotated as cholinesterase 1-like. Lineage: Eukaryota; Metazoa; Mollusca; Bivalvia; Venerida; Veneridae. Bases 45 to 980 code for a protein of 311 amino acids. The record is from RefSeq and is a predicted model, not a curated record. The transcript is spliced from 2 exons.
CGGAGGAUUGUCUUUAUCUGAAUAUAUAUGCCCCGAAGAAACCUAUGCAAGGCGAGAAACUCGCGGUUAUGGUUUGGUAUCAUGGUGGCGGAUUUAUUGUAGGAUCAGCGGAUAUCUAUCCGGCGGAUCAUCUUGCUGUAUACGGAGAUGUUGUUGUAGUAACUGUUAACUAUAGACUGACAAUUUUUGGAUUCCUGAGCACCGGGGAUGAACACGCUCCUGGCAAUUACGGUUUGUGGGACCAACGGAUGGCAUUAGACUGGGUUAACAAGAACAUUGAAGGAUUUGGCGGGGAUCCAACUAGGGUUACUAUAUUUGGAGAAUCAGCCGGCGCUGCUAGUGUGAUUUAUCAAGGACUUUUUUCGGGUAAUCGAGGCUUGUUUCAGAGAUUGGUGGCCCAGUCCGGUUCCGCGGGUUCCUGGUGGGCAAGUAACGACAAUUACAAAGAAGACACCGAGAAGCUUGCGAAAUUAGCUGGCUGUGCAACGGAGUCUUCUAAAGACAUUGUAACUUGCUUAAAGGCUAUCCCAGGUGAAACAUUGCUUGGAAUUGUUGACAAUCUUGAGAAUGGCUUUAAAGCAGUCCCUAUACCUUUUAUACCAAGAUUUGAUAAGGACUUUGUAAAACUUCCAAGUAAACAAACAUUUGUCCCUGGCAAUGAAUUACCAGUGGAGUCACGUGACUUUUUCAGGUCAUUAGAUAUAAUGGUUGGAAUGAACUGCGGAGAAGGUAGCUUGUCGUUAAGUCCUUUCUUUGGAGUAACAGAUCCCCCUAGUUUCUUACCGAAUAAGACCGACUUCAAGGACUUGAUCGUACCAGCAAUACAAAACCUUGCAUUUCCGGGAAACACUGACCAAAUUAUCAGGGACGCCAUAAUUGCAGAAUACACGAACUGGGAAAACCUUGAUAAUAAAUAUCUAAUUAGAGAUGAGUUUCUAGCAAUGUAUUCAGAUUUUACAUUUACGGACCCGCUUUACUGAGCUUUGGAUUAUCACUCUGAAUCAACCAAUAAUACUUACAUGUACUACUUUGAUGAGGUUACCACCAACCAUUUGUUUGGAACUGUCCCAUGGUAUAACAAGCUGGGGCAUGGCGACGAGAUUCCUUUUAUUUUUGGAUUUAAAAAUGCGGACCAUGUACACGACUGGAAGUUUUAUGCCAAGGAAUGGGAAGCCCAGCUGUCUAAAAGUGUUAUCAAAUUGUGGGCAAACUUUGCAAAAACAGGGAAUACAAACCUACCUGACAACCUUGACCUUGACUGGUUGCCGUAUACGAGGAGGCAUCAACAUUACUUGCAAAUAUCACGUGAUAUGACGUCAUUGAACGUAAAACAACGCUGGAAUACGCGUAGAGCUAAUUUCUGGGGAAAUCUACUUCCAAGCAUUGUAAAAGCAUCACAAUGUGCACGUGACACUAAGGAUUCCGGACAACAAAGUUGUCUAGCAACGGGAAAAUGUCCUCCAUAGAUUGUGCAGGUCUACUCUACUCAAUCUUUAUCGAAUAAUACAUCACAUAUCGGACUUACCCUGAUAUCCACGCACACACAACACCCGAACGUCUUAUUCUGUGAAAAACCCUUCAGCAACGUUAUGGAAAAUUAUUUUAUAUGGUUUAUAGAUUAUAAAAGUUUUAUCUAAUAAUAAAUUCAGUUCCAACAAUAAUAAAUUUAAUGAUUUUUUGUAAUUAGCACGAUUUUAACUGUGAUGAUUGUACCUAUGAAGAUUUUUUUAAAUGUACCUUUCACAUGUGAAGAGAUUUAGAAAGUUGUAAUUAAGUCGCAUAAAGCUGUAGACCCAGACUGUUUUUUAAACGUAUAUUUUAUUGAGUCUAUUAACAUUAUAUGUUAUCAUUUGUGCGAUAUUUAUAAUGCCAUUUUUGGACUCUGAUACUCUAUACUAUAUACGUGACAUCUUAACAAUUUGUGUAUUUAUAUUGUAGUGAUGAUAUAGUAUGUACUAUGUUAUAUUCUGUUUAAAAUUUAUUUAAUAUGUGUGCUGAUCUAUGUGGGGAACAAAAUACAGUCAAACCUCAACAGAGCGCACUUCUGGUAGAGCAAUUACUCCUUAACAACAACAACAGUAUCAUUACUUCCCAAAAUAUGGCUUCACAAUGAAUUUAACUGUCUCAAGAGCCCACUUGUCUGCAACGUCCAAGAACUUUGUGUUUCACAAAGGGUGACCUUCUGCAGAGGUUGUAUUGGCCUUGAGGUUAUAAAACUUUUUUUUCUGUGUUCUAUCUCAGAUCUCUGGAUUUUCAUUGUUCAGUGAAUAUUCUAUGACAGUUUAUGACCAAUUAAAUACAUGAUAUCUGAGUUUGAGCUUUCUUUAUAACCUCAGACCCAUGUGUUUAUUUCACAACAAAGAAAGCAAAGGUUAAGUUUUUGUAUUAAUAAUUUAGACCAUGUAACGAAAAGUAGCGAAUAAAGUCCGUCAAUUCAAAUUAAAUCAUGUUUUUUAUUUUGAACAUUGGCGAAGAAAAAGCAACACCUUUUUUGCAUGAUAUUCAUGACUUGUCAGAUAUAAUCAAAGAAAAUAAAAACUGGGAAUAAGAAGAUAUUUUUAUGCAUUUUUUCUCUCGAUUUACUCAAAAAUCUAAACUUUGGCCAAGCCUUUGCUACAAAAAAAAGAGAACAAGGAAAAUCGUAUACAAUUUUAAAUCUUUAUUUUGCGAAGAAAAGAAAAGGAAAUAUUGACAAUGUAAAUGUAUACCAAGUCUUAAUUGUUAGUGUCAAAUCCAUACAAAUGUCGAAAUAUAAAGAAAAUUAAAGAAACUGUUGAAAGUAGUAGAAUCAAAUCAAUUUAAAAUAGAUUGACAAUGAGAUUCAAAACUGAAUGAAAAAAAUACCUCUAAAAUUGAGUAUACAUGUAUAGUCAAAAUAAAAUGUUGGAAUUUAAGAGCAUAAAAUCGAUGGAAAGUGUUGAGUAUGAAACCAAUGUAAAAUGUAAAGAGUAAAAUAUAAAAUCAAUGUAAAAUGUUGAAAGUUAGAAAAGAUGUAAAAGAAAUGUAACCUGAAGAAAACAAAAUGUACAAAAUGUUUGUGACAUCAAUGUUAAAAGUUAAAAUGUAAAGUACAAAAUUAAUGUAAAUAUAAAGUACAAAAUCAAUGUAAAAUGUUGAAAAAGUUUAAGACAAAGAUUAUACAAUAAAGAAAUAUUGCGACUUUGCGAAUAAUUGGCAAACAAAGUACUUGUAUUUAACUUUUGCGUUUGAUCAAGGAAUGUAAAUGGAUUCAUUUUUUAUAAAGAUCACUAAAGCAGCAUGCCCUCAAGAUUAGCAAAAAUAUUUCGAUAAAUUUAAACUUGAGAAAAAAUGUAUUCAAAGUUUAGGAAAAGUAGAAAGAUUCAAGAUUUGAGUAAUACAUGUA